This is a messenger RNA of Clunio marinus, 477 nucleotides long. The record is from the annotation of a GenBank genome assembly. Lineage: Eukaryota; Metazoa; Arthropoda; Insecta; Diptera; Chironomidae.
GUUUAAAUCUUGAAGUUGAACAAUUGACAUCGUCUUAAGAUUAAUUAAUUUAUAUGCAGUGAAUUGUGGUCAUUUUAAUUAUGUUCAUUUUAAUUUCAUAUCGACAACGAAGCAAAAGUGAAAGUGUUUAGUUUUUAUUAAGUUCUUUGUGAAGUGAAAGUGAGUGAAAAGUUUUCAAAAUGGAGAUUAAAAAACGUGCGGUGAAAAUUCUUAGGUUGCUAUGAUAUGAAGAAAAUUCGGUUAACUAAACCAUUUCAAACACUAAUUCCUUCAAAUUGGAUACUUUGGAGAUUGAAAGCUUCAAGUGAAAAUAGGAGUUUGAAGCUUUUAAAUGAAGCUGAAUUCAAUUUUCCACAGGUGAUGCUCCAACUUGGUUCUGAUGUUGGCUUUGGGUGGCUGAAUGGAAAGAAGUCAACGAUUCGCAAUGGUAUAUGGUGUCUUUGGGAAAGUUGUUCCUUAAGACAUGCUGCACAUUAG